Molecule: messenger RNA, 4742 nt
Organism: Xenopus laevis (African clawed frog)
Lineage: Eukaryota; Metazoa; Chordata; Amphibia; Anura; Pipidae
Gene: taok1.S
Product: TAO kinase 1 S homeolog
Exons: 20
Coding region: 427-3432 (1001 amino acids)
Biological process (GO): regulation of cytoskeleton organization
Cellular component (GO): cytoplasm
Molecular function (GO): protein kinase activity; protein serine kinase activity; protein serine/threonine kinase activity
Source: RefSeq, a predicted model, not a curated record
CGAAGUUUCCGGGUGCCAGAGUGUACUGACCACCCCUCCCCUCCUGCACUCUGUGUACUGUGCCUGACACAUGACUGUUACCAGGCCCUGCUCAGGGAGGAGAGCAUUAGAGCCAAAGGAACUUCAGCUUGUGCAGGACUACAGCUCCCGACACCCACCGGGAGGCACAGCUGCGAGUGGACGAUGCCCCUUGUGCUUUGCUGUCUCUCCGCCACGUCCAACUCGUGUGGGCCCCAUGUGAGCAGCAGAGGCUGCCCCUGUCCAACCCUAAAGUGGGGAAAGUCACAGCUAUCAGGGGAAGGGCAUUGUAAGCAGCACAGGAGUCCUUGGGAGCCCAUGGUCAAGAAGCCACAUUCACACAGAUGAACCAGGCGUUGUGGCAGCACCGCAAGCCUAGAUAGUUGGUCGGCAGACUGCUCAAGCAGGAUGCCGUCAACAAGUCGAGCUGGAAGUCUGAAGGACCCAGAUGUAGCGGAGCUUUUCUUCAGGGAUGAUCCGGAAAAACUUUUCUCUGAUCUCCGGGAAAUUGGACAUGGAAGCUUUGGAGCAGUCUAUUUUGCACAUGAUGCUCGCACUAGUGAAGUGGUUGCCAUCAAGAAAAUGUCCUAUAGUGGGAAGCAGUCCAAUGAGAAAUGGCAGGAUAUCAUCAAAGAAGUGAAGUUUCUACAAAGGAUACAGCACCCCAACAGUAUAGAGUACAAAGGCUGCUAUUUAAGGGAGCACACGGCAUGGCUGGUCAUGGAGUAUUGCCUAGGAUCUGCAUCAGACUUACUAGAAGUACAUAAAAAGCCAUUGCAAGAAAUAGAAAUAGCAGCGAUCACCCAUGGGGCAUUGCAGGGAUUAGCUUAUUUGCAUUCUCAUAAUUUGAUCCAUAGGGAUAUCAAAGCAGGGAAUAUUCUUCUCACAGAGCCGGGUCAGGUGAAACUGGCUGACUUUGGCUCCGCUUCGAUAGUAUCUCCUGCCAAUUCUUUUGUGGGGACUCCAUAUUGGAUGGCCCCAGAAGUAAUCUUAGCCAUGGAUGAAGGGCAGUACGAUGGCAAGGUGGAUGUCUGGUCUCUUGGGAUCACUUGUGUCGAGUUAGCUGAAAGGAAACCUCCUCUGUUUAACAUGAAUGCAAUGAGUGCCUUAUACCACAUAGCGCAGAAUGAGUCCCCCACGCUUCAGUCUACUGAAUGGUCUGAUUACUUCCGGAACUUUGUAGAUUCGUGUCUCCAUAAAAUCCCACAAGACCGACCAACAUCAGAUGAGCUGCUGAAGCACAUGUUUGUCCUACGGGAGCGACCAGAAACAGUGUUAAUUGACCUGAUCCAGAGGACGAAGGAUGCAGUGAGAGAGCUGGAUAAUCUACAGUACCGUAAAAUGAAGAAGCUGCUUUUCCAAGAGGCUCACAAUGGACCAGCUGUGGAAACACAAGAGGAGGAUGAGGAGCAAGAACACGGAGUUGGUCGAACAGGAACCGUAAACAGCAUUGGUAGUAAUCAGUCCAUUCCUAGCAUGUCCAUCAGUGCCAGUAGCCAAAGCAGUAGUGUGAAUAGUCUUCCAGAUGCCUCCGAUGACAAGAGUGAGCUGGACAUGAUGGAGGGAGACCAUACUGUGAUGUCAAAUAGCUCUGUCAUUCAUUUAAAACCAGAAGAAGAAAACUACCCCGAGGAACCAGAUCCUAGAACGCGACCUUCAGAACCGCAGUCUCCUCCCCAGGUUUCCCGUCACAAGUCUCAUUAUCGCAACCGUGAGCACUUUGCCACCAUACGCACGGCCUCCCUGGUGACUAGGCAAAUCCAGGAACAUGAGCAAGACUCGGAACUCCGUGAACAGAUGUCCGGCUACAAACGCAUGAGGCGGCAACAUCAAAAGCAGCUGAUGGCACUGGAGAACAAGCUGAAGGCUGAGAUGGAUGAGCAUCGUCUCCGGCUUGAUAAAGACCUUGAAACCCAGCGGAAUAACUUUGCAGCAGAAAUAGAAAAACUUGUUAAAAAACACCAGGCAGCUAUGGAGAAAGAGUUAAAGUUAAUGGCAAACGAGGAAAAGAAGUUCCAGCAGCAUAUUCAGGCACAACAAAAAAAAGAGCUAAACAGCUUUCUGGAAUCACAAAAGCGGGAAUAUAAACUGCGCAAAGAACAACUAAAAGAGGAGCUAAAUGAAAACCAGAGUACGCCAAAGAAAGAGAAGCAGGAAUGGCUCUCCAAACAGAAAGAGAAUUUCCAACAUUUUCAGGCCGAAGAGGAAGCCAAUCUUCUGCGUCGUCAGAGACAGUAUCUAGAGUUGGAGUGUCGUCGUUUUAAGAGACGAAUGCUCCUGAGUCGACAUAAUUUAGAGCAGGACCUGGUUAGAGAGGAGUUAAAUAAAAGGCAAACCCAGAAAGAUCUGGAACACGCCAUGCUUUUGCGGCAGCAUGAAUCCAUGCAGGAGCUCGAGUUUCGCCAUCUCAACACUAUUCAAAGGAUGCGCUGUGAACUUAUAAAGUUACAGCACCAAACUGAACUCACAAACCAGCUAGAAUACAACAAGAGACGGGAGCGGGAAUUAAGGCGAAAGCAUGUUAUGGAGGUCCGACAGCAACCGAAGAGUUUAAAGUCCAAAGAGCUGCAGAUUAAAAAGCAGUUCCAGGACACGUGCAAGAUCCAAACCCGGCAGUAUAAAGCUCUACGGAAUCACCUCUUGAAAUCGACUCCAAAGAAUGAACACAAGGCAGUGCUGAAACGGCUGAAAGAGGAGCAGACUCGCAAGUUGGCAAUACUGGCUGAGCAGUACGACCAUAGUAUCAAUGAGAUGCUCUCCACACAAGCUUUGCGUCUAGAUGAGGCUCAGGAAGCCGAGUGCCAGGUCUUGAAGAUGCAGCUGCAGCAGGAGCUGGAACUACUGAAUGCUUAUCAAAGCAAAAUUAAAAUGCAGGCCGAGGCCCAACACGAGCGAGAGAUACGUGAGCUGGAACAGAGGGUUUCCCUGCGAAGGGCCCUUCUAGAACAGAAGAUUGAAGAAGAAAUGCUGGCUUUGCAGAAUGAGCGCACUGAGCGGAUACGAAGCUUGCUGGAGCGUCAAGCCCGGGAGAUUGAAGCUUUUGACUCCGAAAGCAUGAGGCUAGGCUUUAGCAACAUGAUACUUUCUAAUCUCUCCCCCGAGGCGUUCAGCCACAGCUACCCGGGAGCUUCUGGCUGGUCCCAUAAUCCCACAGGAGGCCCUGGCCCUCAUUGGGGUCACCCCAUGGCUGGACCACCACAAGCCUGGGGCCACCCAAUGCAAGGUGGGCCGCAACCAUGGGGUCAUCCCUCAGGGUCUGUGCAAGGUGUCUCUCGUGGUAGUACGAUGGGGGUCCGCAACAGCCCCCAGGCUCUGAGGCGGACAGCUUCUGGGGGACGGACAGAGCAGGGAAUGAGCAGGAGCACAAGUGUUACUUCACAGAUAUCCAAUGGCUCACACAUGUCUUACACAUAACUCAAAGAAAAACUCUAUGGCCAUUCCUUAUGAUCUUUCAACACAAACUGCCUAGAGAUUUCCUCACAACAGCUUCCUCAUUGGUUAAUGAGCAGCUGCCAAAAAGAAAGGAGAAAAAAAAAAAAAGCUUCCUACACAUGCUGUAUUUUAAUCAUUUUGUACAGGGUUAAAACGAUGUGUGCUAUCUUCAGUAUGAUUGCAAUAGUUGCUGGAUUUAUAUCGGGCAGACUAGGGCUGCAGAACGACAGGGGUGUAACUAGCAAGUAUUGGAUGGUGAUAAGCGGAAACAUGGGUCGGGGGGGAGUAGCUGGAAACCAAAAGCAGUUCUUUUUAAACUCAUUCAGCACAUGGAUUUAUUUAUUUACAUCAAGAGUCUCUCUUGUCACCUCUGAAUAACACUCCCCUUUGUUGUUGUUCUCUAGGCAAUAGUCCAGUCUAUACUUUUAUGUAUUUCUUCAUCCAGGCAAUAGGAAUUUAAAACCUGCAUCAUUUUUUACUGCUUUGCCACGUGCUCGUCUCGUUUGAAUUACACCCUGAAAUGGUAUCAUCGGCUGCAUAUAUGAAUCCGGAGUGAACUGCUUCCUACAAUUAUUUGUCAGUCCAAAUUUCCGCUUAGACAGUGCUGUGUGGCUUUGUUUCUUGCAACAAAAAAUGAAAAAGAAGAGAAUAAUAUAACUUAUAAAGUGGUCUCUUACCAAGGUAGCCCCCAGUCCACGGGUUUGCCAAUCAUUUUUGCAAUAUGUAGAAAAUUUGAAUAUAGGAAGAGACCAUCCGCUAGUUAAGCAGUAGCCAAAGUACUUGUAUAAUUAAAAAGACUAUUGUAGGACAUAUAUAAGACUAACGUGCCACUUACUCAUAGUCAACCACAUUCACCUUCUUUGAGUCCAUGGAGAUUUGGCUUUUACUUCGUCAUGCUUUUAAUUCUUUUAUCCUUUAAAUUCUUGAAAUCACCCAGCCUGUAGCGGGUCCGGUAGUUCAGCAAAUGUCCAGACAAUAUAUUUGUGUACAGUGCUUCUAGUGAUGGAGCUAUUCGUGCUGUACGGCAUUACUCUAGAGCGGGCCUCCGUAGUUGCUGCUGUAUAAGAGGUGUUAUGGUUUGCCAAUGGCCACUCAAAGUACUUCAUCGGAAUUACUUUGUAGCGACGUUGCCACUGCUUGUUUUAGUUUUUGCCGCUGCCAUUGUUUGCCCCGGCUUGAAUAGUUCUAUUUUAUUGAUGCUGAGUGUAGCAAUGCUUCCUCAGUGUUGUGAUAUUAGUAGCCAUGUUCUAUUUCGAUUCAGUCGUGUUCAGUUAACAUUGCCCCUUGUGUGC